This is a messenger RNA of Myxozyma melibiosi, 1643 nucleotides long. RefSeq lists its product as uncharacterized. The transcript has a single exon. Lineage: Eukaryota; Fungi; Ascomycota; Lipomycetes; Lipomycetales; Lipomycetaceae. Bases 62 to 1276 code for a protein of 404 amino acids. The record is from RefSeq and is a predicted model, not a curated record.
UCCUUCCUCUUCUUCCUCCUCCUACACCCUCUUCCUCCCUCCUCCCCUCCUCAUCCCGACCAUGGCCAAGCAAGGCGCCACCUUCAACGCCUUCGCGGCUCAGGGCUCCGUCUACCGCAUCUCCGCCCUCGUCAUGUUCACCUGGGCCCUCUUCCACUUCGUCUUCUCCCCCUCCUCCUCCGCAUCCAUCUCAAACGAAGAAGCCCAGGCAAAAGCCCGCGUCGCCCUCCAGCACAAAAUCGAGACCGCUGACGUCGGCCCCGACGGCUUCAAAAUCAUUGCCCGCGACUACUUUGAGGACUUCUACGGUGCCCAGGAAUGCAAGAUCUCCUCCACCCGCCUCUACAACCCAAUGACAAAACCCGACGGCUCCCUCGUCCGCCCCUACUGCGACUCCAAAGCAAAGCUCCUCGAGGCCCUCUCCGGCGGCGGCAGAGUCGGCUUCAACGCGCCCUACCACCCCCGCAGCUGUGAGUACCGCUGGUUCGACCCUGAGGAAAUCUGCAUGAUCCUCGACCGCUUCGACGCCGUCAUCUUCAUCGGCGAGUCCAGCAUGACCUCCCACCUCUACGGCGCAUUCAACUCCCUCCUCCGCAAAAACCUCGCCUGGGGCGCCCUCAAGAACUGGGAGCUCAACGAGCAGCAGCGCCAGCGCUGCCGCUGCGACUCCCAGUACACGAACCCGCAAUGCGGCGGCUCCCAGACAGGAUCCGGCGACCACUUCAUCGCCGACUCUGCCGAGAUCCUCGACGCAAAGGAGGAAGGCACGCGCGUCGGUGCGCCGUACGUCUGCAACCGCGUCUUCCACGGCAUCGUCAACGUCAACUCCGAGCCCGUGUCGCAGUCCACGCUCGAGGAGAUCGACGAGAUCUUGACCACCUACCACAAGACCGCCAAACCGGUCCCCAUCAUCAUCCAGCAGGGCAUGUCUCUUGGAUUCAACUGGGACCGCACCACAAAGGUCAUCGACGCGAUCUCAAAGCAGAUCGAGCUCCACGAACCCAACCCCGUCCACCGACCUGUGCUCUGGCUCGGCCCCACCGCCGCCGGCCAUCUCAAGCCCCCCGGCGCAAUCAUCGAACAAGGAAACCCGGCUCUGCAUCACUUCACCAUCGAGCUCGCCAAGCGCGCCCAGGACAGAGGAUUCGACGCUCUAAGUCUUUUCAACCUCACACUCCAGGCAGACUCCUUUGACGGAACAAUGUAUUCUGGCGACGUCAGUCUCACCACCGCCAUGAUGGUCGUCAACUGGCUCAGCCGCGUCGAGAGUCUAUGAUUCCUCUUCCUUUCUUUCAUCUCUGUACCAAAAGUCUCGACGCCACUAGUCUACCCCAUCUACCCUGCUAUCUACCAUUCUAUCUGCUAUCUACCCGUACAUCCUUGCGAUCUACAUUUUGGAUCAGCCUCACAGCACACACAAACGCUAAUAGACUGUGGUCCGUCUUCUUUCUUAUAAGAAGCUAUGUCUUGUUUUCUUGUUCUGGUUGUUUAAUAUUCUUUGAUAGGAAGAAAUUGUAUCAACUACGUACAUUGUAUCCUCGCGUUCUUAUCUAAUGUGAUCUUCUUCUUCUCUUCUCUUCUUCUAUUUUUUCUUUUGUAUAUUUGUUCUUGUAUCUAUUUUCGCUCAUCCUGUCUUCCGCAAU